AUGGCACUUCCUGCCAAGAAGGUGUCUGUCAGCGUGGUGGUGGCCAUCCUCCUCCUCUUCUUCUCUGCUGCAUCAUUCCCCGUGCAUGCACGCAGCAGGAGCUAUGGCAAAAUCCAAAGCACCUGGGACGACGAUAGAGAAUACGAAACCUUCAAGGGCUACCUCAACCUCCAAAGGCCCCGGGGCGGCAGAAAAUACCAAACAUGUCAGGUGUUGCUUCGGAAGCACCCGAACGGCGACGCCAUGGACGACAAGGAUGCGCGGCGUCGCUGGUACGAGUCGUUUCUUCCAAGCACCCUCAUCGACUCCGGGGAGCCACGUCUCCUCCACUGCUACACAUUUGACGUCAACGGCUUCCUCGCAAGCCUGACCAGGGCCGAGGCUUGGGUGUUGGCCAACAAGCCAGGAGUUCGGAGAAUGUCUUCGGAUGAUCUAGGACCAUAUAGCUAUUCGCCAGCAAGUUGCGGCUUUGUCACAGCCAACACGAAGAGGAGCUUUCGUUCGUUCCAGACCGGCAUUCUGAGUUGA
Molecule: messenger RNA, 528 nt
Organism: Miscanthus lutarioriparius
Lineage: Eukaryota; Viridiplantae; Streptophyta; Magnoliopsida; Poales; Poaceae
Source: the annotation of a GenBank genome assembly